AUGGGAAGAGGAGGGAAAACUCCCAGGAGGAGGGACAGGAGCGCUCCGGGAGAGCUCCUCGGGGAGGGGGAUCGGUUCCGCCGGAUAUUGGAGUGGAACCAGAGACUGGGGGAGAGCCGGCGUCCCCAGGGAGCGGAGCGGAGUGUGCAGGAUUGGGGUUCAGGGACGCAAGGCGCUCCAACCCACCCUCCUCCGUACUUCAGUGUUGCUUUGCAGGACCCGAUUCUGCCGUGCCAGAUCCCACACCCCCGAGGGCCCCUCUCCGCCCCUCUCCCUCUCCUGGGACAGGGGCCAGGACGUCCUUCGGGCAGGAUGUUCCCCCCGCCGGGCUGCAGGAGGGGCUUCCCCAUGGAGCCCGACCCGUGGUGGGAUGGAGCAGGAGCAGGGCCGUGCCCCCCUCACGGCCCCGAGGACGCCUGGGAUGAGCCGCCCUGGAAGCACUGGCGCCUCCUGUGCCGGAGAGGAUGGUUCUGGCCCAGCCCCAGGGACCCCAGACCCUUCCCUGGCCCUGAUGGCAUCCCUUGGAAUGAGGAGGAGGAGGACAGGAUAUGGGCACCCCACGACUACCCCCCACCCCCCUGGGACAGCAGAGGACCCGAGGAGUACUUCGCACAGGACUGGUUCCUGGAGUGGCAGCCUGGCCCCUAUCUUGAACCCCCCUUGGAGGAGGAGCAGCCCCCACCCUGGCACCCUGCUGGCCCACCAGAGAGACGAGGGGGGUUCCAUGGUGGGGGCCCCCCCUGGGACUGUGACCCCCCCAGGGGGAGACGCGGCCGACGCCUUCGCAGGAGCCAGUGUUCGUGGGGUCCCAGACCCCGCAGAGGGCACAAAUCACCCUCCAGGGCCUCUCCUCCCCGCCCCAAGACGAGCCAGCCAGCGGCCAGGAAAGAGCUGCAGCCCCCUGAUCCUCCCCAGCCACCCGUGUCCCCCCAGGGUCCUGUGGAGAGGCCGGAACAGAGCCAGGACCUGCCAGAGGGGAGUGGGGAGGUCCCCAAGACCCCUGAGCCGUCCAGGACCCCUCCGAGGAGCCCGGCCACCGAUCCCUGUGCUGUGGGGCUGGAGCAGGAGGCUCCAGGGACACCGGUUGAGCCAGGAGCUGAGCAGACAUCUCUGGGCAGCCAGGACCAGGAUCCCUGUGCUUUGGGAGUGGAGCCAAUCCCACUGGAGGAGAACUCUGCCAGGGCAGGGGAGCACCUCGAGGUAGAGCCGUGCAGUCCAGCUGUCCCUGAGGCUGGCACAGGUGAUGGGUCACAUCCCCACAGCCCAACAGCCCCUCUGGAUCCCACUGAGAGGGAACAGCUGGCAUCCAGCUGCUCUGCAGAGGUGGGUGCUGAGCUGAGCCCACGUUCCCGGGGAGAGCAGCGUUUGCCAAGUGGAGCUGGAGAAGCUGAGGCAGAAGCUGCCCACGAUGGGGUGGGUCUCAGCACAUGGGGCAGCUCUGUGGCGUGUCCCCCUCCCCAGCUUCUCGAGAGCCUUCAGCCACCUGAAAACUCUCAGGUCCCACCAGGACCUGCAGCAGGAGCUGAUGCAGAGCCCAGCCAGGCUUGUCCUGAUCCCUGCACCUCACCAAGGACUUCACCAGAGCCCCAGCACUCUCCUGGCUCCAGUGAGACAAACCUGGCAGGGGAUGGACAGCAGCAGCUCUGCUUCAGGCUCCUGACGCCCUCCCCAUCCCGCCUGGAUCUCCGCUCCGCCGCCGUCCUCGCCAGGAAGGAGGCCAUCGAGCUGUCGUACCAGCAGUUCAGCCUCAACAUCGCGGUGGUGGCCACGAUGCUGCUGCAGAAGGAGCCCUCCAUGGAGGCACCCCUGGGGCUGGCACUCAGGGCCAACCUGCGCCAGGGCUGGAUCCACCACCUGCAGGAGCUGGAGAAUUUCAUCAACAGCUACGACUCGGCCACCCCCAGCCCCUGAGGAGACACCCCCUCCUCCAGCCGGGCUGGGAGGGAUGGGGGGCCGUGCCAGGGCACUGCCGUGCUCAGGUGGUGCUGAGCCUGUGGGUCAGGGUGGCAUGGACAUGUUGGCAGUCCCACCGUAUCUCUUGGAGAGGGAGGAAGGUGGGGGUAUGCUUAGUUUUAGUCCUGCCCAAACCUCUGUGUGCAGCCAAAGGAGGAGCUGGUGUUACUGGCUGGUGGUGGGAGGGAGGGAGAGCAGAAGCCCCUCUCCUCCAUCCAGUCUCCUCACUCCAUUCCUGAUUCCCCGGGAUGUGCUCACAAACCCCGGGAGUUGUUCUUGGUUUAAAAUCCAAAAAUAAACCCUGUUCUUG
Molecule: messenger RNA, 2263 nt
Organism: Corapipo altera (White-ruffed manakin)
Lineage: Eukaryota; Metazoa; Chordata; Aves; Passeriformes; Pipridae
Product: basic salivary proline-rich protein 2-like
Exons: 14
Coding region: 1-1911 (636 amino acids)
Source: RefSeq, a predicted model, not a curated record